GAUUGCUGGAUUCGACAGAGGGGAGGGGGAGAAAGGAGGUAGCCGAAAACAUACCGGCAGGCAUGAAGUUCUCAGAGGACAAAAAUCUUAGGAAGAGGCGCUGCGUCUGUCUGAAACUUUCAUUGUACUUCAGUCCCGUGUUUCCGUCUUUUUGGCUCAUUGGUGCUGCAGCUUUGAAGGCGCAGAAAGACCGUUUCCAAGUCCAGAGGCAGCUGAAGCAGCUGGUUUGGCGUGAGCUGCGCAUCAACUGAGUGACAGGAUUUAUGUCCAGAACAUGUAGAGCAAAGAGCUGCAAAGAUCAAUAAAGGCAUCAUCAUCAUCCACUCAGCAUGGCGUCUUCCCCUGGGUUAAGUGCUGACCCUUUACUCAUGCUUCAGCUCCACGACGGGGACUACAGCAAAGCUUCAGAGAGGCCAACCUCACCAGUACCUCUCCCUACUAUGUAUAGUCCUCCAAUGGGCAUAGAGAGCCACACCGUUUGCAUCCCCUCUCCAUACACAGACAGUAGUCAUGACUAUCAUGGACAUCCACCCUUAACUUUCUACAGUCCUUCGGUGCUGAGCUAUACCAGAGCACCCAUUACUGACAGCCCAUCAUCCAUGUGUUCCCCUUUGAGUCCCCCUGCCUUUUGGCCCUCUCACAAUCACCACAGCAUACCUUCCUUGACUUUGCACUGCACCCAACCUCUUGUCUACAAUGAACCAAACCCACCAGGACCCUGGCUUGAGUCAAAAUCCCACGGCAUGAACCCCAACAGCUCUGUCAUCAGCUGUAACAAGCUGCAGAGGAAGAAAUCAGAAGAAGCAGGAGAAGGAAUUAAGUCCUCUUCAUGUUCAUCUACUAUAGGGAAAGCUGACAUGCACUUCUGUGCUGUCUGCCAUGACUAUGCCUCUGGGUACCACUACGGUGUGUGGUCAUGUGAAGGUUGCAAAGCUUUUUUCAAGAGAAGUAUUCAGGGACACAAUGACUACAUUUGCCCUGCCACAAAUCAAUGCACUAUUGACAAGAACCGACGUAAAAGCUGCCAGGCCUGCCGGUUACGGAAAUGCUACGAAGUAGGCAUGAUGAAAUGUGGUGUGAGGCGUGAACGCUGCAGCUAUCGAGGGGCCCGACAUCGUCGUAGUGGACUCCACCUUCGAGAUGCAACAGGCAGCAGUUUGGUAAGGGUCGGGAUGGCUCCGCAGGAUCAGCGCCUUCCCCCGAUGGAACUGUCCCUUCCCCCUCUGGCUCAGCUGAGCAAAGGCAACCAGCCGUUCAUGAGCCCAGAGGAGUUCAUCUCCCGAAUCAUGGAGGCAGAGCCCCCUGAGAUCUACCUCAUGGAGGACCUGAAGAAGCCCUUCACUCAGGCUAGCAUGAUGAUGUCUCUUACCAACCUGGCGGACAAGGAGCUGGUACUCAUGAUCAGCUGGGCCAAAAAGAUUCCUGGCUUUGUGGAGUUAAGUCUAGCAGACCAAAUUCACCUGCUGAAGUGCUGCUGGCUGGAGAUCCUGAUGCUGGGCCUUAUGUGGAGGUCUGUGGAUCAUCCUGGGAAACUCAUCUUCUCUCCAGAUUUCAAACUCAGCAGGGAGGAGGGACAGUGUGUGGAGGGCAUCAUGGAGAUUUUCGACAUGCUUCUUGCAGCAACCUCUCGCUUUCGGGAGCUCAAGUUGCAGAGGGAGGAGUAUGUCUGCCUCAAGGCCAUGAUCCUGCUCAACUCUAAUUUAUGUACAAACUCCCCACAGACUACAGAGGAACUAGAGAGCAGGAACAAGCUGCUGCACCUUCUGGACUCAGUCAUUGAUGCUCUGGUUUGGGCCAUUUCCAAACUGGGACUGUCCACGCAGCAGCAAACUCUUCGCCUUGGCCACCUAACCAUGCUGCUCUCCCACAUUCGUCAUGUCAGCAACAAAGGCAUGGACCACUUGUCGACCAUGAAGAAGAAGAACGUGGUUCUGGUGUACAACCUUCUCCUGGAAAUGCUGGACGCCAACACAUCCAGCAGCAGCAGUCAAACUGCUGUGUCCUCGCCAACCUCUGAGACCAACUGUGACCACCCACCCCCUCCAUUUUACCUGCAAACUGAUGUAGAUCAGACCUUCACCACCAGUUGCAGUAAUGAUAAUUCUAUGGUGCCUCCAGGGGAACCAGUUGAAGACCAUAUGAUGGUUAGACACAUGCAGUCUCAAGGCCUCCUGUCCUCUCCUCCACCUAUAAUAGGAUUUCAAAUGAAAAGUGAGGACUACACCGCUCCUGAACACUGGUCUAUGGAUGGAAGAGAUGCCAGUUCUUCAGUGGAGCCACCUGGUUACAUAAUCGCUGAUCAAGUUGUCAUGGAAACCACCUAGGAAGAUGAUUAAAAGAUCAGAAAAAGAGAAUUGACUUUUUAAAGAAGCAAACAAAAAAAAACACCAGGUUCUGUUGUGAAAUUUUAUUUUUCUUCUUUUUUUAGAUCUUUUUGGUCAUUUUGAUUGUACCAGGCUUCAUCUGUGUAAGUAUUUUUUUGUGAUUGUGCACUAUGUCAAGUGUUCAUGAGAAUGUCGUCUAACUUCUACGCAGAAGUUCAAUGUGCAGUACUGGGAUCUUUUCUCUUCAUCUUGAUGUAAUAUUCAGAACAAGUCAUAUCCAAACAUUUCUUCUGAUAUCUAAAGGUGCAUGUAGACCACACAGCUAACAUUCAUGAUUUCCAUGAGGACUGUUACUCGGAGGAAAAGGCACUGUUUUUGUCGUUCUGCAGUAAAAAUUUCCUCUUGCACUAAUGCUAUACUUUGUGUACUUUGGUGUCUCAUUGGUGCCUGUUCAUUCAGUGUUUUUCUAUUUUUGUGCAAGUUGUCAGUGAAGCAGGACUAUGCUACGUGGCCUUUUACCAAAGUGACUGUUAAAGAUUUCUCUGUUUGCUUGCUUCACCUAAGGCUGAAUUUAUACAAUUAAAGUUUAUGUUUGAAGCUACAGCUUAAAAUGAAAUCCAAAAACAUUAACCACCAGCUAUAAUUAUUCUAAGUGUGGACUUAAAGUAUGGACUUUGACACUGCAGCAUUAAAAAAUGAAAGCUGA
Gambusia affinis (western mosquitofish) is the source of this 3030-nucleotide messenger RNA. Its product is annotated as estrogen receptor beta-like. The record is from RefSeq and is a predicted model, not a curated record. Gene Ontology annotation, biological process: estrogen receptor signaling pathway; regulation of DNA-templated transcription; cellular response to estradiol stimulus. Bases 330 to 2324 code for a protein of 664 amino acids. Gene Ontology annotation, cellular component: nucleus. Gene Ontology annotation, molecular function: steroid binding; nuclear estrogen receptor activity; nuclear receptor activity. The transcript is spliced from 10 exons. Lineage: Eukaryota; Metazoa; Chordata; Actinopteri; Cyprinodontiformes; Poeciliidae.